CUCUCCAAAAAGUAGCCAUUGAAGUUACAAUUGAAUAUUUCCAUGAAAUGUCUUUAUUUGCAUACGUUGGUAUGGACAGCAUCCUUCGGUCCAUACCAACAUUUAUUGCAUAAUUGCAUGCAUGAUAGAACCCAGGCCCGUUUUUUUCCACGGGCCAAAAUGGAACCACGGGUUCAAAUGGAAGGAAAAGUCUUAAACUGUGAUGCAAAAUGAGGAUUUUUGUUCUUCUACGCCGCGAUACCCAGAUGAACCCUUUUUUUCCCGCUAAUUGCGCUGGUGUCAUGGAUGUUAUUUUUUGUCAACUUAGUCCUCAACAUGACCUCCAUUUCUUUGCAUGCACAGUUGCGCUCUCCUCCGCAUGUCCUGCACUGCUCGCCUGAUCAUUCCCGUCACUCCGGAGGAUGUGAACUCCAGCUCUGAUUUGCUGUUCAGCGUCGUGGAGGUCAAGUGGUGGUGUCAAAUCAGACGUUCCUGGCUGGACCUUUCCAACAUGAAGGUGCUGUUGUGAUAUUUGCUCGUCCACUGUGACGUGCUCCAGAGAGGACGAGCUUUGAUGACCCACAUUGACUCGACUGUCCCAAAAAGAUCAAAUAAUUCACCCUAAAUACACAAAGUGGAGUUUGCCAGUGAUGGUAGAUCAUUCCCAGAAGACCCGCGCCUGUCACUUGUCUGACACGGGGACAGAGUUGGACUACAAGGUGAUGCCGUCGCCAUUUUCAGAGGACGACUUGAGUGAGUCCUCCAGUCCUCGUUCCUGCUCCAGCCCGGACUCGCAGGUUCUCAGCUCCAGCUUUGGCAGUAACUCCAGCACUGAGACCAGCAUCCUGGACCAGCUGCUUUCCCAGACCUCUUUAGGAGGAGCCAGCAAUGCUGUUGCAGCGUCUGUGGCAUCUAUACCAUUAUCUUCUGUCCUCUGGGAUGACGCCUCCAAAUGUGAAUCAGGGAAGAAGGAAGGUUUGGACCUGUUUUCUUGGUCCAAACAACAUCGAGGCUCCUUCCAGCCCACACUGGAAGAAAUCGAAGAAUUCCUGGAGGAGAAUAUGGAGGUGGUGACCAUGAAGCAGGAACAUCAAGGAGGUGGGCCGGGGAUUGGAAUGGGACCAGAAGAUGUUGGACUGGAGUGUUUUCAGGAGGCUUCUUGUGAGACAAAGCUGGAAGUCAAGUGUUCAGACCAAACUGUUCCCAUUGCUUGCACGGCCUCUAGCGAGAGCAAACCCUUAUCUUCUAACCUACCUUGUAAGAAGAAGCCGUCUCCAAGCAAACCUUCAUCAGCAGACAAAGCCGGCAGUGGUGGGAUCAUCCUUCACAUUCAGCCCCUGCACAUCAAACAGGAGCCAACGGUGGUACCUGUAGUCCAGCCCCCUUUAGACCUCACCUUGGCACAGCUAGUGGUCAACAUCCAAGGUCAGACCUUUGCCCUGGUACCCCACGUCCUGCCCUCCCCGAGCUUUGACGUCUCCUCCAAGUUUGUACGCAUCGCUCCCGUCCCCAUCGCAGCCAAGCCUGUCGGCAGCGGAGACCACAUCACCGGCCAAGGAGGAGGGAUUCAGAAGUUCCUGAAGAACCCGGUGGCGGAUCUUAUAAAAAUGCACAAAUGCACUUUCCCUGGCUGCAACAAGAUGUACACAAAGAGCAGCCACCUGAAGGCCCACCUGAGAAGACACACUGGCGAAAAACCUUUUGCCUGCAACUGGCAGGGAUGUGGAUGGCGAUUCUCCCGGUCAGACGAGCUAUCGCGACACCGGCGCUCCCACUCGGGGGUGAAGCCUUACCAAUGUCCAGUAUGUGACAAGAAGUUUGCCCGCAGUGACCAUCUGUCCAAACACGUCAAAGUGCACCGUUUUCCACGAAGCAGUUGUACAGGUCGCUCAGCAAAAUGAAGUCUACCAUCACUUGUGGAUGUGUGAAGUACGCCCCCCCCUAUAUCUCUACAACGCCACACAAGCAUCAAUACACUGGGGGGGAAUAAGUAUUUGAUCCCCUUUUGUUAGCUUACCCCCUUCGAAAGAUAUGAACAGUACAGGAUUUUUAUGCUAGAUUUAUUUUAACAGAGACAGAAUGUCAAAAAAACCCCUGAAAUACGUAAUAGAGGAUGUACUGUUCAUAUCUUUGUAAGGGGUAAAGGGGGUAAAGAUCCAGAAAAGGGGGCAGAUACUUCGUGUUUCCCACACUGUACAUGAGUGUGUGCAAGGAAAACCCGAUACACCCGCUAUGUAAUCACAGACUUCCUGGUGCUUUCAUGUUGUUUGGUCUUAUGGUUCAGAAUUCUCUCCUGCCGCCGCACAGAAGAUAAUAUAUCUUUUUUUAAAUUUAAGAGUAUGUUUCCCUUGGAGAACAGCAGAUUGCCUUUUUAUCUGCUUGGAAGUCAGCAGCGUUUUGGACAUCAGUCUUGUUAUGCAAACUGCAGAAGGAGUGCCAGUCAUUUGGGUCACUUAGUAGUAGCAGCACUGCUAGUACUUGCCAUGGUAGUAGAUUUGCCCUGGCAUCCAGCCUCAUGGAAACGCAGCUGGUGUUUUUAUUCUAUAACCUCAAUAAGCUACUGAGACUUGUCUCACAUUUUACACUUGAACCCAUAAGAAGCCAUAAGACUUGAAACGUGUUCGAACGUGUCCUUGAACUCAUCAAGUCGCUAAGUGACAUAAAGGAAAAAUUGAGGAGUGCUCGUCAUGUGACUAUACCAGCGAUGUGUGUUACCACUGAUUCAGGCUUGUACGACCCUUAAUUUGUCUGGGAAAAUGUGAAAAAGUAAUUUAUUAAAAUUUAAAAUGGGCUUAUUCCAGACAUGAUAAUGGUAAUUGUUUAAUUUAUUUGAACAUGCAUACAAGUUAGACUGGACUACAUCACAUAACACAAUUCACAGUUCUACAUGUCCAAAAAGGAGUAGGAAGAAGCAAAGCUUAUUUAACGCUAACCUCCAUCUGUUUCACAUCAAUUGCAAUACAUUUAUUCACUUCCUGUAUUACAGAUGUACUCUUUGCUAGCUUAAAAUUUAUAGGAUAAUGACAAGGUAAUAUAAAGUAACAUGGUGUGACAUAGUGAUUAAUCAUGAUUAAUUCAUUUGAAAAACGUGAUUAAUCUGAUUAAAAAUGUUAAUCCUUUCACAGCCCUAAAUAGAACACCUCAAUUGUUAUUGAUAUUACAUUGCGUUAGCGGCAUGAUUUGCAAUAUAGCCAAGCUACUGCACAACAGUAACAGGAUUAUGUGCAAAGUGUCAAAAAGGUGUGUUAAACAAUAAAAAAAGAAAAUAAAUAAAACCCUUUAAGUAAAUUAAGAAAACAAAUUCAUGAUCACUUCAAACUCAAUUGGUUACUUUCCAGUGUUCUGGUUAACGAUACCAUAUUUUGAGUAUCGAUUUUAGCACUUAAAGAUCAGGGCCUGUAUUCACAAAGCACCCUAAGGCUAAAAAUAGCUCUAAGUGAUGUCACUCAGAUUCUAAGAUUUUUCUUUGAAUUUUUACUUGCUAAGAUAAAUGUUAGUCACAAAGCGUCUUAGACCUUAAGAGAGCUCUUAAGGUGGCAAAAUGUUAGUACUGGGGAGGAGAAGCUUCAAGAAGCCUAAGAGUCAGCAAUCACAGGAAUGGCUAACAGCUGAGUCUGUGUCCGCCAUUAAUAUCAAAUAUGUUACGUAGUAAAAUUACCAGCACAGCAUGUCUUUCCCAAAAUGGCGGUGUGUCAGCAGGUAAGCUAGCUCAUUUCCAAGAGCUUAUUUCAGUAUUACAAUGCAAGUAUUACAAUUCUUACUACCUGUAUAUUUCUUCAGUCAAUUCAUAGAAAACAAGCUAGGAAAACAUCGCUAUCGGUGUGUUAGCCUUCAUAUUGCCAUGGUUAUUAUUUUCUGUAUAGACCAGGGGCGUCCAAAGUGGGGCCCUGUUGGCCAUUUGAUUUUUAUGAGCACAUGUCACGUUGUAGAAAUAAAAUUAAACCAAAGAAAUCAACAAAAAUAGGGAAAAAAAGAUCAAAAAGUCACAAUGUAAAGAGAAAUGUUUAUACUAAUAACUAAUAAUACAGCAAAACUUUGUCAUUAAAUUAGGGCUGUCAAUCAAUUAAAAUAUUUAAUUGUGAUUAAUCACAUUUUUGUCUAUAGUUAACUCAUAAUUUAUCGCAAUUCGGGUUAAGAUACGAUUAAAAACAAUAUAUUUAAAAAACAGAACGAUUAAACACAGUGUACAAACGAAUAAAUUUGAUACGAUUCAGCGAUGAAGACAUUGACGUUGAUGUAGACAUUAAUCUUACAAUACAAAAUAAAGAAACCAAUUAUUCUGAAGUGUCAUACUUACAGUCAUUCUUACCACCGGGCUGUGGGAAACGUUCAGGCGCAAUGAUUCCAAAAAAUGUUUAAAAAAGUAAAAUAAUUUGUAAAUAACAUCAAA
Molecule: messenger RNA, 4369 nt
Organism: Dunckerocampus dactyliophorus (ringed pipefish)
Lineage: Eukaryota; Metazoa; Chordata; Actinopteri; Syngnathiformes; Syngnathidae
Product: Krueppel-like factor 15
Exons: 3
Coding region: 630-1880 (416 amino acids)
Biological process (GO): regulation of transcription by RNA polymerase II
Molecular function (GO): RNA polymerase II cis-regulatory region sequence-specific DNA binding; DNA-binding transcription factor activity, RNA polymerase II-specific
Source: RefSeq, a predicted model, not a curated record